AUGUAUCAACCCGAAGAAACACGCAAGAAGGCUUCAACACUUGAGGCGGAAGAAAGACAAAUGUGCGGUCAAAGAAAAAGAGUGAAACAACUUAGCCAAAGUCUCGGCGAUUUACCGAACUUCAAAACAGAAAUCGAAAACAAGCUAAUAGGGAAACUUCCUAGAUCAAGCCCUCGUUCAUUAAAACCUCGUCGUCUUGGCGAAACGAAAUUUUCACCUGAAACUAUUGAAAUGGGCACUUACGAGGUAACCGGGUAUUGUGGCUGUGCUUUGCAACCGAAUGUCAACGGCGAUGUUUUGAGUUUGCCAGAUGAAGACGCCUUUAGGCCACCACUUUCGAUGGAUUACAGAGAUCAACGUUUGGAAGAAAUAGCACGAGAAAACGCAGAUACUCCGAGACUAAACUUCACUAGGCAAAAAUCAUUGAAAGUUGAAGAUAUUGUUCGCUCAGCAUCGAAGUUAGAAGCGGAGUACCUAAAACGAGCGAAAACUCCAAGACCUGUUCACUCAAGGAACUGCAAUCAGAGGAGUCCGUUUGGAAAUUAUGGUGUUUGUGAUGUACAUUGUACUUCUGAAAAGAACAAACCCAGUCCAAGGCCUGCCAAAAGAACUUUGGUUGUCAAGAUUCCUAGGCUAUCGGAUACUUUAAGCGAACAUGAUUAUAAGGGAGGGUGGGGUCCGAGCAAUAAUUUUUCUUAUCGGCACAAAAGAUAA
Pocillopora meandrina is the source of this 714-nucleotide messenger RNA. The record is from the annotation of a GenBank genome assembly. NCBI's taxonomy places the organism in Eukaryota, Metazoa, Cnidaria, Anthozoa, Scleractinia, Pocilloporidae.